Molecule: messenger RNA, 794 nt
Organism: Postia placenta MAD-698-R-SB12
Lineage: Eukaryota; Fungi; Basidiomycota; Agaricomycetes; Polyporales; Adustoporiaceae
Exons: 4
Coding region: 23-607 (194 amino acids)
Biological process (GO): DNA replication-dependent chromatin assembly
Cellular component (GO): nucleus
Molecular function (GO): histone binding
Source: RefSeq, a predicted model, not a curated record
CCCAAAAUUUACUUCCUAAGACAUGUCUCUAGUCACUAUCCGAAAUGUCGAAUUCCUCAACAAUCCGGCGCGUUUCACCGACCCAUAUCACUUCCGCGUGACGUUUGAGUGCAUUGCACCACUACCUGAAGACUUGGAAUGGCGUCUCAUCUACGUGUCGUCACCGGGGAAUGAAGAGCUUGAUCAGGAACUUGACGACUGCUUGGUGGGGCCAGUACCAGCUGGCGUCAAUGCCUUCGAUUUUGAAGGGUCCGCACCGAGUCCAUCGAAGAUUCCGCCAGAAGACGUCCUGGGUGUGGCUGCUCUUAUCCUUACCGGUUCCUACCGGGAUCAAGAGUUCGUCAGGGUAGGAUAUUACCAAAACACAGAGUAUGACAACGAAGAGAUGAAGGAGAGCCUCCCGGAUCCCAUCCGCUUUGACCGGCUGGUUAGGGACAUCAACUCAAAACCCAGGGUAACGAGGUUCCAGAUUAAAUGGGAUGUUGCUCCCCCACAACAACCCGGAGGCGUUGUAUCUGCAGGAGCAGCAACAUCAGCUGCAGUGCCGUCAGCGAACGAUCUGGAUAUGGAAGACCAGGAACCCAGCACGAAUGGCUCCUCAUCAUGACACGGGUCGCUCUUUGAAACAAGUUCAACUUCCUCUGUCAUCCUGCUAGAUCUGCUCUCAUGUCCGUCGACUGUAUCUUUGUCAACGUUUCGUGGAUUUCUGUCAAUUUUCCUGGCUCAUUCGCACAUAACUCCCACGACCCAAGUGUAGCAUGAUUUCAUUAAUGAUUGUAUUGGAACCCCUUUCA